Molecule: messenger RNA, 7624 nt
Organism: Xyrauchen texanus (razorback sucker)
Lineage: Eukaryota; Metazoa; Chordata; Actinopteri; Cypriniformes; Catostomidae
Gene: setd5
Product: SET domain containing 5
Exons: 25
Coding region: 508-5004 (1498 amino acids)
Molecular function (GO): protein binding
Source: RefSeq, a predicted model, not a curated record
GGGAUGGGCAGUACUGCCAAUGUAAAGGACGUGAGAGAGAACCACAGAGCUGUACAUACCCAUAUAAAUAUCAAUAAUAAUUAUUGUAAAACAAAACUAGAGGUUGAUGUAUUAUUUGGCAACUCAACGUGAAAAUGGGAAGACUGUACAAUGUCUUAAACAGGAGAGAUGUGAAACUUUCAACCCUUGCAUGAGGGACAUUGAGAAGUGUGGAAGAAAUCCGGAGAGCGGGAGCAGCCUUGCGGCGUACAGUUCAUAGGAAACACCGAGGUCGCGGGAAGAGGCCUACUGAUUGAUGUUGGCAUGUUUAAAAACACUGAAUACUUUUAGUUCGCUAUUGGAUUUAAGUUGAAUUGGAACGACGCUGUAGGUCUCCUGAUGUGUGUGACUUGGCACAGCAGCGCCCCAUCUGAGGAGUGCUUCGCUGUUGCCGUUAGGAGCCCGUGAUUCUCCUUUUCCCUCCCCCUCAUCCCACAUCCCCUCCCCUACGUCGCUGUGCUUGACGUCAUGAGCAUAGUAAUUGCACUGGGAGUCACCACACCUGAGACACCUUACACUGAUAUGGCUGCUGGAUCAGAUCCUGAGUCUGUUGAAGCGAGCCCAGCAGUAAACAAGAAGAAAUACUCCAGUCACAACUGUGGGAACACACAGAAUCAUGGAUAUCGGGGCCUGCCCUAUGCUGAUCAUAACUAUGGAGCACCACCCCCUCCCAGCCCUCCUGCCUCCCCACUCUCCCAUUCCAUCUUCACCCGCACUGAACGCAAUGGCACUCUGGGACGAUCACGAUCCUGUUUCCCUACCAAUGAACAAGACAACUCUGCCAACAGUGAAAGCUCAUCAGAGGAGGAGGAAGAGGUGGUGGAGGGGGCGGUCCCACCUGCCUGGUGUCAGUGCCAUCUGAUGCAGGAUGGCUUCCUCAUCAAAUGCGAGAACUGCAGGGGUCUGGAGAAGAAAGGGCUCAAUGGACAACGGCAAAAAGCAGAGAACGUGUCAGGGGGAGAGAGCAGUGCGACAGAGAGUGGAGAUGAGGACAUGUCAGCCCCAGCAGUGUCAUACACGGCCACUCAACACACCCCCACCAGCAUCACUCUCACUGUCAACAGAGUGAAACAUAACAAAGUCAAGAAGAGAAAGAAGAGCACAGAGAAAACGCGCAGUGCCACUAAAGCAAAGAAGGUUAAGGCUUACAGAGAGGGUUCCAGAAAAUCCAUGAGAAUGAAGAACUCUAAGCUUGAGGCCACCAUUCUUGAUGAGAACACAGCAGAAGGAUGGGAGACACGUAUCCGGCAGUGGACAGACCAGUAUGAGGAAGCUUUGGUGAACCAGUACAGCGCUGACAUACAGACCCUCCUCGAGCACCAUUGUGCCAAUAACAGCUCUUCCCCCACCGACAAUGGUGUCGUCAUGGACACCAUUAACCGAACAGAGCUGGCUUGCAACAACACUGUGUUGGGCUCACAAAUGCAGCUACAGCUGGGUCGUGUGACACGUGUUCAGAAACAUAGGAAGAUUCUCAGAGCUGCACGGGAUUUAGACCCUGACACUCUCAUCAUUGAGUACAGAGGCAAGGUCAUGCUCAGACAACAGUUUGAGGUCAAUGGGCACUUUUUCAAAAAGCCGUACCCAUUUGUCCUGUUCUAUUCAAAGUUCAAUGAAGUGGAGAUGUGCGUAGAUGCUCGAACAUUUGGCAACGAUGCUCGCUUCAUCAGAAGAUCAUGCUUGCCUAACGCUGAGGUGCGGCACAUGAUUGCAGAGGGGAUGAUUCACCUGUGCAUCUACGCUGUUACUGAAAUCUCAAAAGAUUCUGAAGUCACCAUCGGGUUUGACUAUGAGUUUAGCUGCUGCAAUUAUAAAGUGGAUUGUGCUUGUCAUAAGGGCAAUCAGAACUGUCCUGUGCAAAGACACAACCUCAGCCCCCUUGAGCUGCUGUCCCCUCAGUCUUCAUACCCUGCCCUGCCUGGAGCAGAAACACGGAGGAGACGAGCGCGACGCAGGGAAAUGGAAGGGGAUAGGCUUAUAACUGGUGUUUCUGAUGAGAGCAACCAGCUCCUGGAAGAUGCAAGCGAGACACAGGGAAUUAGCGACACAGAGGACGCUCUUAUGUACAGAGUUAAGAUGGAGGAUGGAGAGGACGAGUUAGACGAGAAUGGUGCAGUAAUACCAAAUAGACGGUCUCUUGAGGACCGCAAGGCAGAGGUCAUCUUGCAUGUUUUCCAGAACCUUGACAGGAGAAAGAAACGUGUGUCUCAGGGUACAUUGGAUGGUGUGGCUGAACAAACCAAAUUGGAAGGGGAGGAAGCAGAAGAGGGGGUGCCUUCUUUCACAGCAGGAAAUUGUGUGCCAGAUACAGGAGCAGGUGGAGGAAUCAGUAUACGACGCACCGCCUUUGCCACUGUGGACACAACAGCCAUUGACUCUGAGAAGACAUCUGCCCUGCCCAGCACUGCCCCUAAACCACAAGCUGCCCGCAGCUCCAAACCACGACCCAAAAGUCGUAUCUCUCGAUACCGCUCCACUUCAGCCCAGCGUGCCCGAAGACAGCGGCAGGCUCUGGCACAGCAGACAGCGGAAGGAGUUCUGCCAGGAGCUGAAGAGGGGGGUGCAGGGGCAAGUCUCGGAGAGCAGAGACAAGGAGAGGGAGCUCUGAGCUCUGGACAUCUCCAGGAUAGUGACACACAUGGAGCCUCUUCUACAGUGAUGGGUAAUAAGGCAAAUGUCAGAUACCCCAAAACCAAAAAGUAUCUGGUAACAGAGUGGUUGAAUGAUAAGGUUCACGAGCGGGUGGAGGAGUCUUUGGAACGCCCUUUACGCAUCACCACUGACCCCACAGUUCUGGCCACCACCCUUAACAUGCUGCCAGGACUGUCUCACUCACCCUUCAUCUGUACUACACCCAAACACUAUGUUCGCUUUGGUUCACCCUUUAACCCUGAAAGACGCCGACGACCACUUAUCAUUGACCCCUCAUAUGGUUCUUGCAAGAAGAGGUGGAUGAAACAAGCGCUUGAUGAGAGCAUGUUAUCUGGCCCCUUGGAAGAUGGAACAGACUCCAAUUCUUCCCACAAAAGUAAUACCAGCAGUAGCAGCUCUCUCCCAUUCAGAUCUGAACUGACAGGACCAUUUAAGAAGAGGAGGUUAAAGUAUACAUCAGAAAUGGCUCCUCCACCCUUUGAAUUGUUGUUGCGACCAUUGUCUCCCAUCACCCCACCACUGUCCACUGAACUUCCCGUGAUGCCUCUUCACCCCCUCCUGACUCCUUGCCCGCUUUAUUUAGAUGGAGAGGUUGAGGGGCAGAACGGCCCAGUGCUUUCCUUCUCACCUCACACAUCCCUGCCAACCAGCCGCUGCAAUACACCUCUACAGUUUGAGAACAUCUCUUCUCCCGAGGCCUCUCCUGUGCACAGAUCAGAAUCUCUGACUCCAGAACCAUGUUUGCGUCCUGACUUUAUUCCACAGGUCGCAGCCUUCCCUGACCUUUCCUCAAGCUUGGGAAGCCCCACUCCGCUGUCAGAUGACUUGUCACUUGCUGCUCCAGACUCCUUGAAUGGAUCCAGAGUUGGGACUCCCCGCAGCUCAGCUCUUGUCCCCAGUAUAGGUGACUCUUCCCUGGUUUCACAUGGCAUUGAGGCACCGGCCCGAGAGCAGACAGACUUCAGGACAGAAUUUAAUCUCAUUUACACCUGCUCUCCUCUCAAUGCCAAUCUGCCCGCGGGGCCUGUAAGUGACAAACGCAUCCCACAGUCAGAGGGAGCUUUUUCCAUGGCUGACUCUGACUUCAGCUCAGUGUGUAGCCAGGAGCCGCUUAUGGAGGUGGGGUCUGGUUCUCUCUCACCAUAUACGGACACACAGUUUGGAGGCGGAUAUUCAGAGAGCAGCACAUCCCCCCACCCUAACAAUCCACCAAAGAAGAAAAAGAGUGUCAUGGUGAGUGCUGGUAGUCAGCUGACUGGCUUGGCUGGUUACCAGGCAUUAGCUGUAAGGGGCCAGUUCAAGCCAAUGCAGAACAUGGUCUCGCUCUUGGAGUACAGGAAAAGGAAGCAGGGGGCAAGAGACCCAGCGCCCCUCGUCACACACCUCAGCCCGCUCUGCCCUCUCAUAGAGUCUCCAGGGCGGCAGCACUUACAUCUUCAGACCUCAGUCUCUCCGCACAACUCAUUCUCGCCAGCACACCAAACUUUCCCACAGAUAGAGGAGGUCAGUCCUCCUGAUGUCAGGUCUGGAAACCACACACAGACUACAGUUCCGGGUGGAUCAGAAUCCAGCCACUGGAUGGUGCCUACAUCGGUUGAGCGGUUAAGGGAAGGACACGGCGCUCUCGAGCGUGUCCUGAGGGGUAAUUUGAAGAUAGAGUGCGCUCUUAAAAGAGCAGAGGCUGGAUCGAAUGGCGAAAUCGGCAGUCAUGACAGGAGCUCUGAUGGAGUUGAUGACAUCAAGGGUUCAUCUUUGGCCACGAGGAGUCCUUCUGUCCACCCACAUCAGAUGCUGCCUCUUCAACCCGAAUCCCAUCAGCACUCAGAAAGUCCCACCUAUCACCAACAAAGCUCCUCCUCUCCAUUCUGUCCCUCUUUAAUCCCCUCCCCUUCCGCCUGCAGUUCUGGAGGACAGGGGUACUACUCCAAGCUGUCCACACACACCCAGCCACCCCUAGAAAUCCCAUCGUCUUCAGGACUCCCCAUCUCCUCAGUGAACUCAGCCAUGGGUGCGUCGCAACCUCACAGCCACUCCGGAGGUGGUAUGGACACCUCUCAUCUUAAAGCAAAAUGGUUAGACCGCACCGUGUCAGCUGCUCUCACUUUACCCGCCAGAGUUCAAGGCCAACUUCAAAUGGACGGCACUGCAGUAGCGCACACACAGGAUGCUCAUGGCUCCAGACUGGCACAGUCAUCCAGGGUGUACAGCCCUAAUCAGUCCAACUCAAGACACAUAACUGCUUCUGGAACACAGCACUAUUCACAACGACAUUUACAGGGUUCAGGGGUACAGACACAGUCAGGGACAUUUUAGGACCCUGUGAGUGUGUGUGUUUGUGUAUGUAUGUUUGUGUGUGUGUAUCAGAACGAUAAGUGUGUAUGUGUGACACCACCUCACCUAUACCUGUGGAGAAAAUCUGUUGGGCGAUGUAUAAACUUUGUCUUUUGCCUUCACAGUUCUUUUUGUUUUUCCAAAAGCUGAAUUUACAUGUAACUUAGAGUGGACUUCAUAACAAUCAUUCAAAUCAACGGAACAUUACAGUAGCUAGUUUGGAGUAUAAAAUAAGAUUUAAGUGUAUAAUUGAAAAUGUAUCCAGAUGUGUCAAUGACUUGUAAAGGCUUAGGUGCAUGUAUUUAAGAGUAGGUGGUAAACUGCUAAAGCGAAACUGUACCCGUUUCUCUAAAAGUAGGGUUCUCGUGUUGAAGACCUCUCGGAGUAAAAAGUGAACAAUCUUUAAUGGCUUUUCAACUCUGUCUAAUGAUUGAUCUUCUGACCUUAUGAAAUGGCACUCUUACAUCUUGUAAGAUGCAGUACACGUGUGGGCUCAGCAUUCUGAUGUUCAGUUUUAUCCAAAAGUCCUCCUCAGAACGGUUCCGUAGUGCGUUCAUGGGUGCACGAAAGCCGUUCUUAGUCUGCAGCAUUCCAGUGUCUAGUUAUCUUUAGGGUCAGGUGGGCAUCUAGCCAGUUGAAUUCUCCUUUUAGCGUCAUAAAAUUACUCCUUUGGUUUUGGAGAUGAAUAUCCUCACUUAAUAUGUAAUACUUGACAAACAGAUUUUAUGGUGCUUCAGUUGGCUCAUUUGAAUGCUAUUUGGUAUUGUUUCCCGAGAUGCUCUCUUUGGACAUUUUGGUGUCCAGUGAUUGUUGAAGACUCUCUCUGUGACUUGGAAUGCACUGGGCAUUUAGAAAAGAAGUUGCAUUGCAGAAAUGUUUUUGUUUAUAGUAUUUGUGCCCUCCUGUAGUGAACACAUCAUAAGAUUUCCUGUCUUUUUGACCAGUCUUUGCAUUCCAAACACAAAAAUAAGAGAGGAGACAAAUGCUUGGCCAAACGGUUUGAUCAGGAGAAAAGACAAAGCGGUCAUGCUGCUGUGGGCUCCGAAAUUCCCCUUAUUUUUACUCACAAGAUGGCCCUUUUUAAUAGAAUAGGAUACAGCAGAGUGCUGUACCUCCCUUGGAUGACACCGUUCUUAAUGUCACCAAGUCAUGUGCCAUGAUGACCACAGGAGUGGUCUAUUGAACAAAACUUGUCUGCUUGGUGGACUGAUCAAGAGAUGGAAAAGAUUAAGUCUUUGUUUUUCUUUCACCUAAUGUAAAAUGAUCUUUGAGGGGUUAAUGUGGUCAGCCUUAGCUAACUGGUUUACAUGAAUGUCUGUCUGUCUUAGAGGGGCAAAAGUCUUGAAGAAAGACUUUGUGACCCGGAAUUUGCCAGCACCUUAUCUACAGAAAGUUAUAAAACCAAGAAACAAAACUGAUCAUGUGUAACUGGGUGAAGUGUCAUUAUGUUCUUUGAGAAAUAGAGUACACCAGAUUUGUUGCAUGAUAUUUGUUUUGAAUGUGUCAUUGUAACGGUUGAAGUGUAGGAUGGGUCUUGGGAGGAGGUUUUAUUUGGGACUGAUCACUUCUAAACCCCACAAACAUUUGGCACUUUUCUCGCAACGUUUAACUUUUUUUUUUUGUUGUUGUUUUUUUACACAAUGUCCCUGUUCAUGACCGUAAAAAUCAAGUCAUGUGAUGGAUUUUAAUAAAAUAUUUGUGACCGAGCACAUUUUUAAAAGUAGUUUUGGCGUUUGCUGAACACUGCUGCAUGGAAAGAGUUUAUGGUGAUGAUAAAGAAGCCAUUGAAAUGCACGCGCACACACACACAAGGGCCUGCUGGCGUGGAUACGUGGACGUGACAUUGAAGAAAAGUCUGAACUGGCAUCACCACACCCAUGUGUAGACCAGCAUUUGACUGGCAUGAUUCGAUACACCACAUACAUGAUUUCUGUUAUAAGAGGGCAUAUACUCUGCCUGAUCCUGGAUCUAUAUAAUAAAUGUGUCAUUUUUGGUUGAAUCACAUCAGGCUACUUUGCUUGAAGACAUCAAAUAUGUGUUGGGUGUUUUGUUUUACAAUUGAAAUACAUAAUGUUUAUGUUUCCUUCCCGGGCAGGUUUGUUGCAGGAGUAAUAUCACCACUAAAUACAGCCAAGUUUCUCUGCAUCAGUGGAUUCAAGCUUUGUUUUUCUGCAAUAUUAGUGUAGAGACUUGUGGAAAUAACUGUCUGUAGAACAUAUGACCAUCUUGAAAUGUUGUAUCCUUAUAAAUACACAAUUAUUUGGGGAAAGCAAAAAGAAAACACUUUCAGAGAGCUGGAAUGCACUUAUAAAGUGCAUCAGAAACCAGCACUUACCCGAUCUUGACUGUGGACCAACAGAGAGUGCUGUGCUGAGUGUGAGCACAACUUAAAGGGACAGUUCACCCAAAAAUCAAGUUCAGUUACUUGCACAUCUGGGAUGGCAUGAGGGUAUGACUUUAUUAUGACUUUAUUCUGCUGAACACAAAUUAAGGUUUUUAGAAGAAUAUUUCAGCUCUGUGGGUCCAUACAAUGUAUGUGAAUGGUGACCAGAUCUUUGAAGCUCCAAAAAUCACAUAAAGAGAGCAUAAAAGUAAUCCAUAA